GAUGUGAACUACCAGUCUGGUAGCAGCCAGUCUGGUAGCAACCAGUCUGGUAGCAGCCAGUCUGGUAGCAGCCAGUCUGGUAGCAGCCAGUCUGGUAGCAGCCAGUCUGGUAGCAACCAGUCUGGUAGCAGCCAGUCUGGUAGCAACCAGUCUGGUAGCAGCCAGUCUGGUAGCAACCAGUCUGGCAGCAGCCAGUCUGGUAGCAACCAGUCUGGUAGCAGCCAGUCUGGUAGCAGCCAGUCUGGUAGCAGCCAGUCUGGUAGCAGCCAGUCUGGUAGCAGCCAGUCUGGUAGCAACCAGUCUGGUAGCAGCCAGUCUGGUAGCAACCAGUCUGGCAGCAGCCAGUCUGGUAGCAACCAGUCUGGUAGCAGCCAGUCUGGUAGCAGCCAGUCUGGUAGCAGCCAGUCUGGUAGCAGCCAGUCUGGUAGCAGCCAGUCUGGUAGCAGCCAGUCUGGCAGAAGCCAGUCUGGUAGCAGCCAGUCUGGCAGCAGCCAGUCUGGUAGCAGCCAGUCUGGUAGCAGCCAGUCUGGUAGCAACCAGUCUGGCAGCAGCCAGUCUGGUAGCAACCAGUCUGGUAGCAGCCAGUCUGGUAGCAGCCAGUCUGGUAGCAGCCAGUCUGGUAGCAACCAGUCUGGCAGCAGCCAGUCUGGUAGCAACCAGUCUGGCAGCAGCCAGUCUGGUAGCAACCGGCUGGAGCUCCAUCACAACAGGCUGACUGUUUAUGCAACAGGAGAAAGAAACGUCACCCAUAGCUCAGUGCUCCAAUCUUAG
Messenger RNA from Procambarus clarkii (red swamp crayfish), 771 nucleotides. The record is from RefSeq and is a predicted model, not a curated record. NCBI's taxonomy places the organism in Eukaryota, Metazoa, Arthropoda, Malacostraca, Decapoda, Cambaridae.